This is a messenger RNA of Cyphellophora europaea CBS 101466, 741 nucleotides long. RefSeq lists its product as uncharacterized. The coding region runs from base 1 to 741 and encodes 246 amino acids. The transcript has a single exon. The record is from RefSeq and is a predicted model, not a curated record. Lineage: Eukaryota; Fungi; Ascomycota; Eurotiomycetes; Chaetothyriales; Cyphellophoraceae.
AUGACCACCAACUCCCAACCGCAACAGCAGUCGUGGGCCGACUGGUUUCUUGACUCCUACGCCGCUUCCUCCCCCAUCACCACCGAACCCAUCCACUUCGCCGACGACGAAAGCGCCGAGCACCAUCAUACACGCCACUCCGAAGACUCUCCCAUGUCUGCGGCGUCGAGCCAUUCCUCGUCGUCAGCUGCCGCCCCACGCAGCUUCUCCGCGCACACCACGUCAUCCCUGUCGCCGUACGGGCCCUACACUCCGGUGGGAAGAGGCGGAGCGGGAAACUUCUACUGGCAAGCUGCGGCGUCGCAGUCGACGCCCGAUCUUGAGACGGGCCAGCACCCGAGCUUGUCGGAGCGGCGAGCCGCGGCGACGAAGCUGCAGCGCAUCAAUACGGGCGAACAGCUCAAGCCGCGCAACAUCUCGAGUCAGUAUGUGCACGUGGGCCGCGGGGGAGCUGGGAAUCUGGCGCAGGGCAGUGAGAUACUGUUGUCGAGGAGUCCGGUGAGUCCGAUACCCGGUGGGGGAGGGGUGAGCACGCCGACGGUGGGGAGGGGAGGGGCGGGGAACGUGGGCAAGGCGGAGGAGCAGAAGAGGUUGGUGAGGAGGGCGCAGGAGGAGAUGGAGAGGAUUGAGGUGGAGAAGAGGAGGGAGAGGGUUGUGCAGCAUGUGGAUACCCUGUUGAUGCCGCCGCCGGGGGCAUUCCUGGGUGGGAGUCGCAGGAGCAGUUUCGUGGAUGGGGUGUGA